AUGAAGGGUUUUCUUUAUGUUGCCAUCGUGUUGUGUAUCUUACAUAUCUUCCUCCUCAUCGUGGUUGCUAUUGGCAGCGGUCGAGGCGGUGUCAUGGAAGCAUACAAGAGGAAAUACAUAGGAACUCUAAUUUUCGUACACUUUAUCGUAAUGACUUUGGAGCUAAUUUCUUAUAUCCUUGCGAUUUUGGGAAUUACCUUUAUUCGUCAAGAUCUUUCUGGCGCGGAUACUUUUUCCAGUUUUGUUGCUGUGGUGUGCUGGUGUUCCAUUCUGAUAUUUACGAUUGUUUGUGAAAUCAUUGAUUGGAUACGGCACUAUGACAAGGACGGAAAACUUAAAUAUGAGUUUUACGAGACAUUCCUGUACGAUGAAACAGACAAGAAGACGGAAAAGGAAAAGCGCGAGCUAGUAAAAGAUAUGCGAAUGAUGGCAAAUUCGCAUUGGCAAAACGUUCUUGCCAAAAAGCUCGAAUCACCCGAAGAUAAUGGGAGUGACGAAAAAAAAGAUGCACUCAAUGCAGUUUCAGCCAUUUUUGUUGACCUUUUUAUGGAUCUUGACUUGACAAAGUCAGAUGUUGCGAUUGGUUUACUGCUUCUUCGAUGGCAGUCAGACAAGUGGAUCGGUGGUCAUGGUCGUGUUCCUGCCGAAUACAUCCUUGAACAAACCGAUCCUGCUCUAAAAGAUUUGGCAGCUCCACUUGAUCCGAAGCUAAAGAACCCCUUUGAUAAAUUGGAGAAGGAGUGGCUGCAUAUUUCACGACUGCGACGGUAUUCACACUUUGUAAAUGCUUCCUAUGGGUGGGUCUACUACUACGCCGACAAUCCAUGCGACUGCGUCGCGAUAAAUCGGUUGUGCCAAAAACUUUCUUGCAGCAACCCGACCACAACAAGGAAGGAGGUCGACCUUGAGAACGGUAUCCACAGUCCUGGGGGUUGCUGUUGUGCUGGUCGAAAUCUCUAUCUGGCAGCCUUUAUAGAAAUGGCUCAGUUGGAGCCUAAAGACAUCCUCUACUUUGAACUUGUUAACAAGUUGUACAGUGCAUCAAUUAUGCUAGUGAUUGACGACCUUACUGAGGCAAUCGUUUUAAUUGUGCGGGGCACCCUGUCAGGCGACGAUGUCCUGGUUGAUAUGGUGGGAGCUGGCGAGCCACUGCGAGACGAGGACCGCAAUCUCCCGCCCAAAAAACAAAUGAUUGGACAUGCUGGAAUGUGUCGUACGGCGCGAACCAUAGUUCAACACAUUCUGGAACAGCAGCUAUUUGAGUCGGCCAGGCGUCUUAGACCUCGCUACCCUGUCGUUAUUUGUGGACACAGUCUGGGUGCUGGGCUGGUUUCACUCAUGUCUGUUCUUCUGAAGCCACAUUAUCCUGAAUUAAAGGCCUACGCCUUUAGUCCACCCGGUGGUCUAAUGAACAAAAAUAUCGCAAAGGCCACCCGGGACUACCUGUGCUCUGUCUCCUACGGCUACGACUGUGUCGGCCGUAUGUCAAGUCGCACCAUAGAGGAUCUGCGAGCUCGCAUUUUUCACGCCCUUUGUGUCUACAAAAAGCCAAAAUUCCUCGCUCUAGGAAAAGAAAUAUGCCGUAUGUUUCUGCGCAACUUACCUUGUUGUUGCAAUCUACCAAAGAUAAUCGACCUGGACGAAGAAACAGGGAGUAAACUCAUCGAUCCGGACAUGAACGACGCCUUCAAGACUCCAAUCGGGUUGAAAUUCAAACCCUACCUCAAGGACAGACCUGCAGGUGAGUCGAAAAUCGAUCGCCUGGUGCCGAAUAAACGCUCUCUCAUGCGUUGGAAGAAUCCACAAUGCAAGACUCUGCUAAUUCUUCCGCGUCCUUAUCCUCGUAGCCUCUAUCCUGAAUCUCUAGUGGACCCAGUAAAAGUGAAUCAGUAUACUGUCGAUCUGAUGAUAGAAUCGUUCCUGGAGCCCAUUCCAUCCGGCCGACUCUUGCAUAUCCUCGAGGUAGAUCAGGACUUCCAGAUUAGUGGUAUCCAACCCUAUAAAAAGCGUGGUUACAUUCCACCACCCAUUGCACUCUGGACAAACGAACAGACUUUCAACAGUCUACUGGUGCAUCCCAAGAUGUUUUUCAACCACUCACCCAUUUACGUCUCGACAGCUUUGGACCGCCUCUACUGUGGUAUUAUGCAUCCGGAGAAUGUAUACAAAAUUCACGUCAACACAUGGCACAAAGAUCCACAAGUAGUCAAGGGUGUGGAGAGAAAGCUCACUCCUGAAGAUAAGGAACGUUAUUGUAGAGUGCGAAAGCUCAAAUAA
Echinococcus granulosus is the source of this 2277-nucleotide messenger RNA. RefSeq names its product Sn1-specific diacylglycerol lipase beta. The transcript has 10 exons. The coding region runs from base 1 to 2277 and encodes 758 amino acids. Gene Ontology annotation, biological process: lipid metabolic process. The record is from RefSeq and is a predicted model, not a curated record. Lineage: Eukaryota; Metazoa; Platyhelminthes; Cestoda; Cyclophyllidea; Taeniidae.